AUGGAUCACUUUUACGGUGAUGAUACACCAGAUAAUGACACGCACCAACACCAGUUUCUUAGAUCCAGAAUCGGGAAUGAGCCAGAUGGUGUAGAUGAACCCCCAUUCGCUGUCGAGGAGGUUUUGGAACAUCUCAAAUGGAUGAAUCCUAAGAAGGCACCCGGCAUUGAUGGUCUGACAUCUGACAUCUGCCUACAAUUUACUAUUAAUUACCCAGAACUUAUAACGGGAAUCAUGAACAGGUGUCUAGAGCUCCAUUACUUUCCUCAGCAGUGGAAGAGAGCCGAAGUUAAAAUCAUACCAAAGCCAAGCAAGACUGAUUAUAGCGAAUUAAGCUCCUUCCGCCCUAUAGGACUCUUGCCAGUCUUUGGAAAAUUGCUCGAAAAAUUAUACAUUAAGCGUCUCAUAUAUUGCGCAACCAAAGCGGGACUACUCAACGGGCGACAGUUUGGCUUCAAGGAACAAACCAGCACGAUUACAGCUAUAGAUACGGCACUCAGUAUCGUAAAAGCGGCUAAGAAGAAUGGCAAACAGGUGCUUGGCGUUUCUCUAGACAUCCGCUCCGCAUUUGACAACGCGUGGUGGCCCGCACUAUUUGAGAGACUACGUGCUAUAAGAUGCCCCAAGAACAUCUUCCACUUAAUAGAGAGCUAUACGAUGAACCGCACAGUUACAUUAGAAUACGCAGGAGCGCGGGUUACUAAGAACAACACCAAGGGCUGCAUACAAGGUUCAGCGUGUGGACCCAUUUUAUGGAACGUGAUACUGGACGAGUUGCUUGAGGCUGAACUUCCGAGUGGAUGUCAUUUGCAAGCCUUUGCGGAUGAUGUUUUACUUAUCGUCUCCGCAAAGGAUGUAAAUACCCUACAAACAAAUACCAAUCGCGCUCUGGAAAUCAUAUUGGAAUGGGGGCAAAGUGUCAAAUUGACAUUUGGACCCACUAAGACGCAAGCCAUUGCAUUCACGCGUAAGGCUGAAGAAGCACACCUUAUAAUGGGGAGACACACUUUAGCGUUUCAAAGGAGUAUUAAGUUCUUAGGCAUGAUCAUUGACCGAAAGCUUCUGUUCGCUGAUCAUGUUAAGUACGUUGUUGGGAAGGCUAUGCGAAUUUUCAACAAACUAUGCAUUUACACCCGACCAACCUGGGGAGCCCAUCCCGAUAACGUGCAAACCAUCUAUCGACAGGUCAUUGAGCCUACAAUUACAUACGCAGCAGGUAUCUGGGGUCAAGCGGCGAAAAAACGAUAUGUAAGGAAGCUCUUGGAGUCGGCCCAAAGGGGAUUUGCAAUAAAGGCAAUUAGGGCCUUUAGGACAGUCUCAACGGUGGCAGCGGUCGCUCUGGCUCAAUUUGUGCCCUUGGACCUCAGGGUCCUGGAGGUACAUGAAGUUGAGACAGUUCGACUGAAAGGGGCAACCAACUUAAUACCAAGGGAUAUACAAUAUGAGAGGCCCACACCUGUGCAUGAGUUAUUACAUCCGUCAAAAAGAAUAAGUAUUGAGUGUGCAGACCUGAAUUCGGAAAAUCUAGAACAGGAAACAGCGCCUAUUCAAAUCUAUACAGAUGGAAGCAAGCUCGAAAAUGGCGGUGUGGGAGCGGCUUUCGUCUGUUUCGAAGGUUCAAAAGUUAUAUACAAAAAAGAGGCUGAAACUACAUACUAG
Parnassius apollo (apollo) is the source of this 1659-nucleotide messenger RNA. Lineage: Eukaryota; Metazoa; Arthropoda; Insecta; Lepidoptera; Papilionidae. The record is from the annotation of a GenBank genome assembly.